Messenger RNA from Cuscuta europaea, 1748 nucleotides. Lineage: Eukaryota; Viridiplantae; Streptophyta; Magnoliopsida; Solanales; Convolvulaceae. The record is from the annotation of a GenBank genome assembly.
CAAAAAUGAUACCAGUAUAUCAGUAUAUGCAAAUUUCUAUUUGGCAUUUCGGUGACGGGCAUACAAAAGAAGCGCCGGUCUGAAACCGGAUCCACUGCGUAGCGCCACCACCGUCUUCCACUAAACUUGGGUGAACGUCCGCCACCUUUCUAGUUUCGCUGCACACAGCAUCAGCAUCACUCGAAGUCACUCUCUACACACAGAGAGAAUAGCACGAUGGUGACCAUGGAUCGCCUAUCAGGUGCUGCUAAUCUAAUGAUUGUCUCUGAUCUUGAUCACACAAUGGUUGAUCAUCAUGAUCCUGAGAACCUUUCUCUGCUAAGGUUUAAUGCCUUAUGGGAAGCGAAUUAUCGCAAUAACUCUUUGCUCGUGUUUUCAACUGGGAGGUCGCCUACACUUUACAAAGAGUUGAGGAAAGAAAAGCCGAUGCUAACUCCAGAUGUUACCAUUUUGUCUGUGGGAACUGAAAUAACGUACGGCAACUCAAUGGUGCCAGACAUUGGUUGGGAAGAAUAUUUGAACCACAAAUGGGACAGAAGCAUAGUAACUGAGGAGACGAGCAAGUUUUCUGAAUUGAAACUCCAAUCAGAAACAGAGCAACGUCCACACAAGGUUAGCUUUUAUGUUCAGAAGGAUAAGGCUCAAGAAAUCACAAGAGCUCUUUCCACACGUUUAGCUGAGCGUGGGUUGGAUGUCAAGAUAAUUUAUAGUGGAGGGAUGGACUUGGAUAUUUUGCCACAAGGUGCUGGCAAAGGUCAGGCUAUGGCGUAUUUGCUUAAGAAACUGAAAAGUGAGGAUCAACUUCCCAAAAACACUCUUGCCUGUGGUGAUUCUGGAAAUGAUGCUGAACUGUUUAGUAUCCCGGAUGUGUAUGGAGUGAUGGUUGCUAAUGCCCAGGAGGAGUUGCUGCAAUGGCGUGCUGCAAAUGCCAAAGGUAGUCCAAAAAUACUCCAUGCGACUGAGAGGUGUGCAGCAGGUAUCAUACAAGCCAUUGGCCAUUUCAAUUUGGGCCCUAAUAAGUCUCCUAGAGAUGUUACGGGUGUGACAGAUUCUAAUGAGAUAUCCAGCCCAGCUUAUGAAAUUGUGGAACUUUUUUUGUUUGCGGAGAAAUGGAGGCGUGGGGAAACUGAAAAUUCAGAGGCUAAUUUGGCAAAGAUAAAAGAUUUUUGUCGUCCAUCUGGCAUUUUUGUCCACCCAUCAGGUGUUGAGAAAUCUCUUGAGGACUGUGUAGAUUCGUUAAGGGUGUCUUAUGGGGACAAACGAGGGAAACUUUUCCGCGUUUGGGUGGACCAAGUUAUACCUAUGCAGGUCGGUUCGGAUUCAUGGUUAGUGAGGUUCAAGAAGUGGGAGAUCUCUGGUGAAGAGAGGCAAUGUCGCUUGACCACAAUUCUGCUAUGCUCAAAGGACCUGAAUGAUGCACAAGGUUCCAAAUGCAUGUAUGUGCACCAGACAUGGCUGCAGGGAGCAGCAGCAAAGGAUGUCAGUUCAACUCUAAACUGCUUCUUCUUCUUCUAAGAUCACCCUCAUAUUGCACCUCAAAAUCUCUAGUAUUCUCUCCACCCUCGAGGUGAUUAAGAUAAUUGUCACAUUACUCUUGUUUCUAUGUGCAAGUACAAACGAAAUUUAAAAGUAUCCCAAUCCAUGAGUACAUCUCUUAUCAUAAAUUGUAAAUUUCUGCCUGAGAAGGUGAAAUGACGAAAUAUAAUUAAUCCAUAUUAAAUAAAGGACCUGCUAAAAUACCUAGCCCG